CUUCCAUACCGUCUUUGUCACUAUCCAUCUUCAACUCCAACAUUUCUGAAAUACGUCACAGGUCUUAACGCGACAAAGCUUGAGCUGGGAUUGGACAAGCGAGUCUCUUACACUUUGGAUACGAAUUGGUUCCGUUGCCCUAAAAAAGGGCAACCAGGCUCACCAUCAAAAUGAGUCGUACCCUAGAACCCACACUCCUAUCCCUCCUCCCAACCUACUCCAAAGACCUCCCGCAACCCCUCCUCGAGCUCGCCUCCUCGCUACUCACGCAAUCGCGCCACAGCGCCGGCACCCUCAAGGCCGAAGAGGAAGUAGCCCGCGCCUACGCCUGCGCGCACAUCGCCUGCGAGCGCCUAAAGAUCCCCCUCGACCUCCCGCCCAUCCAGCCGCGCCCCCCCGUGCCGCCGCGCAUCUACAAGAGGCUGUACAAUCACCUCGACCACGUGUUACCCGCGCACGCCGUGGGCAGGACGGGACGGAUCCGCACGCCGAGCUCGAAGCUGCGCGACGCCGGCAUAUUCGGCGGUGGCGGCCAGCGUUCCGUUCCCUCGCGCGGGACGCCGAAUAAAGAGGAGUCGCUGGCCAAGUUUCGGUCCCCCGCCGCCGCGGCGAACGGAGAUAGCACGCCGACGCGGUCUGCGCGGAAACCGCCGCCGCUGCUGCCGUCUAAGAAGAAGGCGGGAGGUGCUGUGAGCGCGUUGCCGGCUUGGGUGCGUCCUACGAUACAGUUUAUGUGCAAGGAGUUGGAUGAGGAGCGGAUCGGGAGGACGGUCCUGGCGGGUAUGCAGACGAUUGCUUCGCCGCAUGGGAGGCGGACGAAGGAUGAGUGGGUUAAUGAGCAUUUGACGCCUUUGCUUGCGGCUGUGUACUUCCUCGUGUCUUCGCAGUUGUACGUGUUGGAGCAGGGAAAGGAGUUGGAUGAUCCGCAGUACAUACGCAUGCGAAAAGCGAUUCUAGGGGCCCUGGGGCAAGCGCAGGAAAAUGUUAACGUGGUGGGUAUGGAUGAGGAUGAGCUUUGGAUCGGUUGGUCGGAUGUUAGGUCAAGGGACGUCGACGGCGCCGUUGCCAAGGUAGUGGAGAGUGGGUGGCAGAGAGAGGAGUGGUUUGCUGGUAUCAAGGACAUGGCGAAAAUAGAAACCGCAGAUGUAAGCCACGAGGAUGCGGAAACUGAGGAUGGCGACGAGCGGCCUUUUGGCGAGAAACUCCAUGUGCAGAGAGGCGAUACUAUGCUACAAAGCAAGUGGGAUAUGACGGACCAGAAGAGGGAAGAGCUUCGUAAGUGGAAAGAGGAGAAGCUGCGCCAAAUCGAAGAGAUCGAAAAAUCUCGCGGAUCCGAGAUGGAUGUUGAUGCUCCUGUAUAGACGUUUGGUAUAAAAGAACGACAACCAUUUUAUAUCAGGAUAUAUGACACAGAUUCUUCUUCAUGAACUAGGAAACGGGCGUUUUCUAUGUCUCUGAAGUUCGAGCUCCCAUUGAAUCCCCUCCUUUCUCGAAUAGUCUUCAAAAGCGGCAGAGACAUGGUCGUGGCAGGAGUUAGAUCACGUUUAGACAGUCAUGCCAACCAUCUCACAAUAUCUACUUACAUAUUAGUCACAGUUAGAUAUCACACUUCAGGUGAAAUAAUCUAAUAUCCGCAAACACAUAUAAUCCCCAACAUUUACGCCUGUAUACACCG
This is a messenger RNA of Annulohypoxylon truncatum, 1675 nucleotides long. RefSeq lists its product as uncharacterized. NCBI's taxonomy places the organism in Eukaryota, Fungi, Ascomycota, Sordariomycetes, Xylariales, Hypoxylaceae. Gene Ontology annotation, molecular function: DNA binding. The transcript has a single exon. Gene Ontology annotation, biological process: DNA replication. The record is from RefSeq and is a predicted model, not a curated record. Bases 171 to 1361 code for a protein of 396 amino acids. Gene Ontology annotation, cellular component: nuclear origin of replication recognition complex.